AUGCGAAGCCCUUCACAAUCCUGCUACCUUUGCAAAUACGAGGAAAAUGUUGCAUUUGCGAACACUGUUCCUCGCAAAUAUGCGAGUAAAAGAACGUAUUAUGUACGGGCGCCGGUAAAUUGGGGAAUUCACAUAGUACCAGAGAAGAAGGCGUAUGUUGUGGAGCGGUUUGGGCAAUAUGUGAAAACAUUGACACCUGGACUUCACCUAUUGGUCCCUUUUAUUGAUAGAGUUGCAUAUGCGCAUUCACUCAAGGAAGAGGCUAUUCCCAUACCUGAUCAGACCGCCAUUACCAAGGAUAAUGUCAGCAUUUCGAUUGAUGGUGUCCUCUAUGUCAAGGUUAAUUAA
Messenger RNA from Nicotiana tabacum (common tobacco), 348 nucleotides. The record is from RefSeq and is a predicted model, not a curated record. NCBI's taxonomy places the organism in Eukaryota, Viridiplantae, Streptophyta, Magnoliopsida, Solanales, Solanaceae.